Molecule: messenger RNA, 1189 nt
Organism: Perognathus longimembris pacificus (Pacific pocket mouse)
Lineage: Eukaryota; Metazoa; Chordata; Mammalia; Rodentia; Heteromyidae
Gene: Nudt3
Product: nudix hydrolase 3
Exons: 5
Coding region: 144-662 (172 amino acids)
Biological process (GO): diadenosine hexaphosphate catabolic process; diadenosine pentaphosphate catabolic process; diphosphoinositol polyphosphate metabolic process
Cellular component (GO): cytoplasm; nucleus
Molecular function (GO): bis(5'-adenosyl)-pentaphosphatase activity; diphosphoinositol-polyphosphate diphosphatase activity; bis(5'-adenosyl)-hexaphosphatase activity
Source: RefSeq, a predicted model, not a curated record
GCCGUGUAGCGGAGAAGCGGUUCCCUCCCGUCUCCUGGCUUCCCUCGGCCGGCCCGCGUGUGCGCGCGUGCGCGGCCGUCCCGAGCAGGCUCCCCACCCCUCGACUCCGCGACCCGCAUCGCUCCCCCACCCGGGCCCGGAGGAUGAUGAAGCUCAAGUCGAACCAGACCCGCACCUAUGACGGCGACGGCUACAAGAAGCGGGCCGCGUGCCUGUGUUUCCGCAGCGAGAGUGAGGAGGAGGUGUUGCUUGUGAGCAGUAGUCGCCAUCCAGACCGAUGGAUUGUCCCUGGAGGAGGCAUGGAGCCUGAGGAGGAGCCAGGUGUGGCAGCAGUUCGGGAAGUCUGUGAGGAGGCUGGAGUAAAAGGGACAUUGGGAAGAUUAGUUGGAGUUUUUGAGAACCAGGAGAGGAAGCACAGGACAUAUGUGUACGUGCUCAUUGUUACCGAGGUGCUUGAAGACUGGGAAGACUCAGUUAACAUUGGAAGGAAGCGGGAAUGGUUUAAAAUAGAAGAUGCCGUAAAAGUGCUGCAGUAUCACAAACCUGUGCAGGCAUCGUACUUUGAGACGUUGAGGCAAGGCUACUCCGCCAACAAUGGCACCCCAGUGGUGGCCCCCACAUACUCAGUUUCCACUCAGAGCUCGAUGCCAGGCAUCAGAUGACUGAAGACUUCCUGUCAGAGAUGGAAAUUGGAAACUAGACUGAAGUGCAGAUCUUCCCUUUCACCCUGGCUCUCCUCGCCUCUCUUCACAGACCUCCUCUUUCAAAAAGGCAUGAUGGGCCGCAGAGAGGGGCAUAUUGAUAAUGUUGCUGUUUGGUGUUACGUGAUGGGCUUUUCUUCUUUCUCUUGAGGGUGGGGGCUGGGGAUGUAAUAUGUAAGUACUUUAGUGCAUGAACUGCCCCUCCCUUUUCUCACCCCUCCUCCCCUCUGAAGAGAGGCAGAUGGUUUUCCCUACCCUGGGUUCUGAAGUAUUCCUGUUGGUCUCAUCCCAGCCCUAACCAGACAUUUUCUCUGAUUUUUAAUUUUUUUUUUAUUAAAAGAUACCAAUGUAAGAUGAAAUUUUUCAAGGAUUUGUUCUACAGUGUGCUAUUCAGUUCAGUAGAUUGGUCACUUACUUGACAGGAUACAUUUAUCUACACAUUAUAUUCUGGACAUAUAAUAUGUAAAUAAAUGACUUAGAGGAAUUUA